AUGUCAGAGUUAACCACUAAUAAUAGAAACUAUUCAGGAAAGAAAUCUGAUGAUGCCAGUGGGUAUGAGAAAUUGCUUUCUGAUAUUAUUAAUCAUGAGAAAACUCAUACUAGUGAGAAGUUUAAUGAAAUUAAGAAAAAUGAGAGCAUCUUCUAUCAUAAUGAGGAUUUUAUUCAACAACAAAAGAUUCACACUGUGGAGCAACUGUUUGAAUAUAAUGAAUGCAUUAAAGCCUUCCACAGUAAUGCUCUCUUCAUUACACAUAAGGGAACUCACACAGGAGAAAAAUCAUGUGAUUAUAAUGAAUGUGAGAAAAUUUUCAGGUAUGAGUCAAACCUCAUGUUACAUCAGGUAAUUUACUCAAGGAAGAAUCACUAUACAUUUAAUGGAUGUGGGGUAACCUGUGAUAAGUCAGUCCUUUGGAAGAAACGUCCUAGAAUUCAUAUGAGUGAGAAAUACCAUGAGUGUGAUGUAUGUGGGAAAACCUUCCUCCGAAAAUCAAAUCUCACAGUACAUCACAGAACGCAUAUAGGUGAAAAACCCUAUAAAUGUAAUGAAUGUGGGAAACCCUUUUACCAUAAGCCAGCCCUCACUGUACAUCAAAGAAUUCAUACAGGAGAGAGACUGUAUGAAUGUGGGAAAUGUGGGAAAACUUUCUACCAGAACUCAGCUCUCUGUCAGCAUCAAAGAACACACACAGGGGAGAAGCCUUACAAACGUAGUGAAUGUGGAAAAUCUUUCUCCCAAAAGUCAGACCUGACUGUGCAUCAGAGAUCUCACACAGGAGAAAAACCUUAUAAAUGUAAUGAAUGUGACAAAUCCUUUAGUAUAAAGUCAAAACUCACUGUACACCAGAGAAUACACUCAGAGGAGAAGCCCUAUGAGUGUAGUGAAUGUGGGAAAAUGUAUUACAUGAAGUCAACCCUCAGUAAACAUCAAAGACUUCACAUAGGGGAGAAAAUAAAGGAAUGCAGUGAAUGUAGGAAGACCUUCUGUGGGAAAUCAAUUCUCCUUAAACAUCAGAGAACUCAUACAGGGGAGAAACCUUAUGAAUGUGUAGAAUGUAAGAAAACCUUUUCUGAGAAGUCCACUCUCAGUAAACAUCAUAGGAUUCAUACUGGGGAGAAACCCUUUGAAUGUAACAAAUGUGGGAAGGCAUUCUGCCAAAAGUCCCAACUCAUUCAACAUCAGAGAAUUCAUACAGGGGAGAAACCCUAUGAAUGUAAAGAAUUUAAGAGAACAUUUUGCCAGAAGGCAUCCCUCAAUGUACAUCAGAGAACACACACAGGAGAGAAGCCCUAUCAAUGUAACGAAUGUGGAAAAUCUUUUUAUGAUAGUUCGACCCUCAUUAAGCAUAUGAGGAUUCAUUCAGGGGAGAAACCCUAUAAAUGUAAUGAAUGUGGGAAGACCUUCAGCCACAAACCAACUCUUGCCACACAUCAGAGAACACACACAGAAGAGAAGCACUGGAAGUAACCCUAUGGUUGUAAUGAAUGUAGGAAGAACUACCAGAAGUCAGCCUUCAGUUUACAUCAUAGAACUCAUACAGGACAGAUACCUGGCAAUGUUUUUACCAAACUGGUCACAGAACAAGUCGUUCUCACCUGCUGA
This is a messenger RNA of Nyctereutes procyonoides (raccoon dog), 1611 nucleotides long. Its product is annotated as zinc finger protein 33B-like. Gene Ontology annotation, biological process: negative regulation of transcription by RNA polymerase II. Gene Ontology annotation, molecular function: DNA-binding transcription repressor activity, RNA polymerase II-specific. The transcript is spliced from 2 exons. The record is from RefSeq and is a predicted model, not a curated record. Lineage: Eukaryota; Metazoa; Chordata; Mammalia; Carnivora; Canidae.